AUGCCAAAUUGCGGAACUAGUGGUUGCUUUGUCAGUGAUCAAUUCCGUUAUUAUUGGGGAAUUUCCAACAUGGUUCUUGGCUUCGUUCUGAUCCUGCUUUCCGCCAGCUUCUUCUUCAAAAUAAAGGCUGUAAAAAGGAAGACGCCAAAUAUGGGAAAUUCGAAGCUUCAGAAGCACAAAUUCCAGCAGGCUAACAGAACGUCGACUGGAAUUCUCGUGUCCUCUAUGCUAUUCCUCACGACGCCCAGCGUGUGCGUUGGGUUGGUUAAGCUAAUGGGCUACUCCAUAUUCAGACUAGUUGGGCCAUUUUAUUCAGCGAGCUUGAUGUCUAGUGGGAUUUGCAACGGUAGUAAAUUUAUCGGGUGUAAUGGAGAUGCCAGGCAAUUACUCGGAAGGAAAUCUCAGCAAACACUAACUCAUACGAUGUCGGUUGCACCAAAAUCUGUCAUUAUUAGAUAUUGA
Messenger RNA from Caenorhabditis elegans, 462 nucleotides. RefSeq lists its product as uncharacterized. The transcript is spliced from 2 exons. Bases 1 to 462 code for a protein of 153 amino acids. NCBI's taxonomy places the organism in Eukaryota, Metazoa, Nematoda, Chromadorea, Rhabditida, Rhabditidae. The record is from RefSeq and is marked reviewed.